ACUCACUCAAGCUUCUCUUCUUCCUCGUUUAUUGUCAGCUAUGGAGUUCUGGGGAGUCGAAGUUCUAGCAGGGAAGGCACUUAAAGUGAAUCCUGGAGAAGGCAAUCUUGUCCACAUCUCUCAUGCAUCUCUUGGGGAUUUGAAAGGGAAUAAAGGAGAAGCUGUGACUUUGAAUGUGAAAGUUGAAAACAAGAAGUUUGUCAUGGGAACUCUUGUCUCUCUGAGCAUUCCUCAGACUAACUUUGAUAUCUUGUUCGAUCAAGAGUUUGAGCUUUCUCACAACUUGGGCAAAGGAAGUGUCCACUUUGUUGGAUUCAAAUGUCCCAACAACAAUGAUGAUGAGGGAGAAGAGUUUUCUGAUUCAGAGGAAGAAGAGGAAGUGGAAGUUCCUGCUAACGCUGCGGCACCAAAGCCUGUGAUUGCACAAGCAGAUGAUUCUGAUUCUGAAGACGGUUCUGAUGAAGAUGAAGAGGAAGACGAGGAGACUCCUAAGGCUGAAACAAGGAUGAAGAGAGCACAUGAGCCUGCACCCAAGACACCUGUUUCUGCAAAGAAGGCUAAAGUAGAAGCUACUCCCAAGAAAACAGAGGAGAAGAAGAAAGGUGUAAAGACACCAGCAACUGCAACGCAGAGCCCAAAGUCUGCAAGCCAAGUCGCAUGUGGUUCAUGCAAGAAGACAUUCAACUCAGCAAACGCACUUGAGUCUCACACCAAGGCCAAGCACUCUGCUACCGCCAAGUGAAGUGGUUUCUUAAAAGAGUAACAAGUUUCGCUGUUUUGGAUCUUGUUAGGAAACUUAUGUUUAUCUUUUUGAAAUUUGGGAUGUAGCCUUGAUGAAACCUUUUCAGUAUUCUAUUUUAGUUCCAAGGUUUUGGCCGCUUUUACAUUUCAACAUAUUGAUAGUAUGCGGAAAUCGAAAU
Molecule: messenger RNA, 920 nt
Organism: Eruca vesicaria subsp. sativa (arugula)
Lineage: Eukaryota; Viridiplantae; Streptophyta; Magnoliopsida; Brassicales; Brassicaceae
Source: the annotation of a GenBank genome assembly